AUGACCAAUGCAGAACGAGCGAUAUUUCUAGUGAUUCAACAGGAAGCGUUCGGCGACUUGAAGAAAAACCUACAGUCAGGAUCAUCAAAACGGCAUAGUUAUUCGAACUUGGCUCCGUUUAUUGGACUCGAUGGGCUCAUCCGUGUAGGAGGACGAUUGAAGUAUUCAGCUAUUCCCUACGACGGGAAGCAUCAGGUAUUACUACCGGAGCGACACUAUGUAACAGAAGCAUUAAUCCGCAGACUACACGAAGAACAUCACCAUGUCGGUCAAGGAGGAUUAUUAGCGAUUGUUCGUGAACGUUAUUGGCCUCUUAGGGCCAAAUCAGCCAUCAAACGGAUCCUCUCGGGCUGCCAGAUCUGUGCCAAACAUCGACCUACUUUCGGCAAGCAGAUUAUGGGCGACCUUCCGGAGCAUCGUGUCACACCGGCACCCGUAUUCUCGAAGGUUGGAGUAGACUAUGCUGGACCCUUUCUACUGAAGCCUGAGGUGAGAAGCACGAAAUCGUUCAAGGCGCGUGGCAUUCCGUCCGACAUAUUUUCUGACAAUGGGACUUCAUUUGUCGGGGCCAACCACGAGCUGGCAGCUUUGAAUAGCUUGUUCAAUGGUCAACUGCAUCAGGGCAAGCUGGGUGAGUUUUGCGCGACAAAGGGAAUUACGUGGCACUUCAUCCCUCCAAGAAGUCCUCACUUCGGGGGCAUAUGGGAGGCAGGAGUCAAAUCGCUCAAAUAUCACAUGAAACGAAUUAUCGGCGAAACUCGAUUGACGACGGAAGAAAUGAACACUUUUCUGGCCCAAACUGAAGCGAUUUUGAAUUCUCGUCCUUUGAGUGCGAUGUCAGAGGAUCCUAGCGAUAUGGGAAUUUUGACGCCUUCCCACUUCCUAAUUGGGCGAUCGGCGGUCGCCAUUGUAGGAGAUGACGACGUGAGGCGCAGCAUGCCAUGA
Molecule: messenger RNA, 945 nt
Organism: Aedes albopictus (Asian tiger mosquito)
Lineage: Eukaryota; Metazoa; Arthropoda; Insecta; Diptera; Culicidae
Exons: 2
Coding region: 1-945 (314 amino acids)
Biological process (GO): DNA integration
Molecular function (GO): nucleic acid binding
Source: RefSeq, a predicted model, not a curated record